Molecule: messenger RNA, 1513 nt
Organism: Ricinus communis (castor bean)
Lineage: Eukaryota; Viridiplantae; Streptophyta; Magnoliopsida; Malpighiales; Euphorbiaceae
Product: vesicle-associated protein 1-2
Exons: 8
Coding region: 421-1143 (240 amino acids)
Biological process (GO): endoplasmic reticulum membrane organization
Cellular component (GO): plasma membrane; endoplasmic reticulum membrane
Source: RefSeq, a predicted model, not a curated record
UAAAUUGACAAUACGCGACAGCAGAAGAUGGUCGUCGUCUAUUCGCAUUUAACGCACGUUUACCAUCAAACAACCAGAACCAGGGGAAAAAAGGAAAAAAAAAAAACUCGCCAAGACAAAAAUAAUUGACAAUACGCGACGCAGAACAAAAACAACACAGUAACAAUAAAUAAUAAUCAAUCACAUCAUCAAUUUUCCAUUUCCCAACCUCUCUCUCUCUCUCGAUGUCUCCGCUUAUCGUGUUUUCAAAAAAACACUUCUAAAACAAAAUAAAAACAGAUUCCACACACUCUCAUAUAUUUCCGGAUCUUCUCCAAAUUCCCUCUUUCGACAAAAGAACUUUCUUUUUCUUUUUUUUUUUUUUGGUUAAGAAAUUUGUAAUUUUUCCUUUUAAGAAAACCGCUUUAAUUUGGUUUCGAGAUGAGCACAGGAGAGCUUCUUAGCAUCGACCCUUUAGAGCUCAAAUUUCCAUUCGAAUUGAAGAAGCAGAUCUCUUGUUCUCUUCAAUUAUCAAAUAAAACUGAUAGUUAUGUUGCUUUCAAGGUCAAGACAACAAAUCCAAAGAAGUAUUGUGUUCGACCAAAUGCUGGGAUCGUGUUGCCUCGCUCCACCUGUGAUGUUAUAGUUACAAUGCAAGCACAAAAGGAGGCUCCUCCUGAUUUGCAAUGCAAGGAUAAGUUCUUGCUUCAGAGUGUCAAAACACAUGAUGGUGCAAGUGCAAAGGAUAUCAAUGCAGAAAUGUUCAAUAAGGAGGCUGGGCAUGUUGUUGAAGAAUGCAAAUUGAGAGUGCUUUAUGUUUCUCCACCUCAACCCCCUUCUCCUGUUCCAGAAGGGUCUGAGGAAGAGUCUUCCCCAAGAGGUUCUGUGUCGGACAAUGGGAAUGUAACUGGUUCUGAGUUUUCAAAUGCUGCCAAAGCAUUUGGCGAGCGGUUUGAAACUCAAGACAAAUCUUCAGAGGCAAAAUCUCUUAUUUCAAAGCUGAACGAGGAAAAAAAUAAUGCAAUUCAACAAAAUAACAAGCUUCAUCAGGAACUGGAACUCCUAAAGCGCGAAGGGAACAAAAACCGUGCGGGUGUCUCAUUUAUUUUUGUCAUAUUUGUUGGCUUGCUUGGCAUAAUUUUGGGGUAUCUCAUGAAGAAGUAGCAAGCAACUGUCUCAUACACGGCCAUAAUUUCCCUCUUUAUUUCCUUUCCAUCACCAAUCAAAGAAUGAUGAUGAAAGGCAAAGAAACUAAUGACCAUAGCAUGGUGCAUCUUCUUAGUUAGCUUUUAUGGAAUUAGCCAACUUGUUUAGGUCAGGUGAUGUGUUUGUAGUUGAUGUUGAUGGAGAGCAUUUCAAACGACUUGUGCUUUGAUUGACAUGCAUUCUUUUUGUAACUUGAGAUGACCUCUUUUCUUUUUUUCCCCUGAUAUUAAUUUUUUUUUUUUGUGCUUCAUUUUGAGAGAUUCUGGUAUUAUUGAUACCAAAGACUUAAUAAUCUAAAUGACUCCACUAUGCUGGAAAUUAGUUUUGA